AUGAAAUUUCCCACGGAGAACCCAAGAAAACCAGGGAAUCCCAACCCUACGCCAGUGGCGGUCCAGACCAACCUGUUCCCGCCCAAGAAGGUCCAGCCAGGCAUGAUGAGUGCCAGCCUGGUCCAGGCCAGUGUGGCCACCAUGCAGAACCCCAUGGGCUGCACAGUGCCCCGGCUCUCUCCAUCGCGACCUGCCAGCAUGGUGGCCAGCAUGGAGGCGGUGGGCGAGGAUGGCUCGCCCCUUUUCACGGUCAUGAAGUGGAAGACCGUGGUGGCGGUGUUUGUGGUGGUGGUUGCCUAUCUGGUGGGGGGAGGCCUGAUGUUCCGGGCCCUGGAGCAGCCUUUCGAGAGCAACCAGAAGGUGACCAUCACCGCAGAGAAGGCGGCGUUCCUGCAGAAGCACCCCUGUGUCUCACCGGCGGAGCUGGAGGUGCUUAUCAAGCACUCUGUAGAUGCAGUGAAUGCUGGGGUCAGCCCGAUAGGAGACACAUCCUAUAACUCCAGUCACUGGGACCUGGGCAGUGCCUUUUUCUUCGCUGGAACCGUCAUCACAACCAUAGGAUAUGGUAACAUUGCUCCCAGCACUGAGGGCGGGAAGAUUUUCUGUAUCCUAUAUGCAAUAUUUGGCAUCCCUCUGUUUGGGUUCCUGCUAGCCGGUGUGGGGGACCAGCUAGGGACCAUAUUCGUGAAAAGCAUCGCCAAGGUGGAGAAAAUGUUCAGGCAUAAACAGAACCAGAUCAGCCAGACCAAGAUCCGAGUGGCCUCCACGUUACUCUUCAUCCUGGCGGGUUGUAUCCUCUUUGUCACCAUUCCAGCGGUCAUCUUCAAACACAUAGAAGGCUGGACUGGACUGGAGGCCAUCUACUUUGUUGUUAUCACCCUGACAACUAUUGGAAUAGGAGACUAUGUGGCAGGAGGGGACCGGAGGGUCGUGUAUCGUAAUUGGUAUAGACCACUGGUGUGGUUCUGGAUUCUGGUGGGGUUGGCCUAUUUCGCUGCUGUACUGAGCAUGAUUGGUGACUGGCUGAGGGUCCUGUCCAAGAAAACAAAAGAGGAGGUCGGAGAGAUCAAGGCCCACGCGGCCGAGUGGAAGGCCAACGUGCGAGCCGAGUUCCGGGAGACGCGGCGACGCCUGAGUGUGGAGGUCAGCGACAAGCUCCAGCGGACCGCCACCAUCCGCAGCAUGGAGCGGCGCCAGCUGGGCCUGGACCAGUGGGCCGUCUCCACGGACAUGCUCUCCCCGGAACGCCGUGCCGCCUUUAACAGUCUGGACACCAACCCCUACAAGACCUCGUCUCAGGAGAGCAUCGACAUGAAACUCAACAACCUGCGUCUAAGGGGGGCAGAGUGUGAUCCGCGCCGGUCCGAAAGUGUGGCCUCCUCAGACGACAACAUCUUUAAUCGCCUGGGUUCCGUCACCAAGCUGGCCAAGAGAAACAAGAACCGCGAGCUGAAGAAGAAUAUCCCAGAUGAGCUACAAUGCAGGCCCUUUAGUACUCCGCCUAUGGAGAUGGGGAAGAGGAAGGAGGAAGAGGAGGAGGAGGAGGAGGACGAAGAUGAGGGGUUAGACAAAAAGUUCAACACCAGCAUGUCCGAUCUGCCGCUGUUCGUCGAAGUGUGCAAGCCCCAGAAUGGUUUCACAGUACCAUUCAUACCACUACAGACCAAAGAAAAAAAGACCGAGGGGGAAACACUUCAACUUGAAGAAAAGGAGCUGCGUAUCCAGAUGGAUCCUUAAAAAUGUUGGUUGUUCCUCUGAGGUAAAGGAUGUUUUAAACGUCACCACCAUAUGUGCCUUACAUUUCUGUCACGCCUUUGUGUGCUUGAUAUUGGGGGAACUGUUGUGUCCCUGUGUGCUAUGUAAUGUUAUUCAAUAUUCACUGUGCCCUAAUAACCUGAAGGAAAGACAUUAACAUCAUACGUUUCUACAAUCACCCGGUAAUUUUUUUUUAGAUUGGAGGUUCUUGUGGGACAGAACAACCAAAAUGAUGGGGUUUAUUUUGAGUGAAAGAGAAGAUGGCUGCUAUUCUGAAGAGUCGAUAAUAAAGCAAGUAAGAUGCUUUGAUGUGUCUGUGACUUGUAUGUACGUAGUGGACUUCGACGAGACGGUGCUGGUCCUAAACACAUAUCUGAGGUCAUUUUAGGACAAGAGAACUGAGCUGCUGAGAAUAGAGCAACAAUUGAACAAGAACAACAACUGGAGACUCACCUGGAUUUGGUUAUUGUGAAAUGUACGACUUUAUUCUCAUUCCGUCACGACACAUAAACUCUGAAAAUUGAUGAAAAAAAUUAUAAAAAACAACCACAAUGUUGUCUGUGCAUGGUCCUUGAGCUAAACUGUCUAGAAAGUGUGUGAUUACGCUAUUAAGUUCAUGAACUUUCAUUAACACAAUCUCAGGGCUUGUGGUCCUAAUGUUGUCGUUGAAAUGUUUCUAAAGUAUACUGCAUUCACACUUUGUAGCAUUAGAGGAGCUUUGGUUGCACUUAGAAUUGCUUUUCUGAAGAUGACAGCUUAUGACAAUGGAACGGAAGGUAAGCCAUAUUGCAGGAAGGAAAAAUGGCCCUAAUUGCUUAGACAGGAUACUGUCAAAUUCGUGAGACGGAGGUAUUUUUGGCGCAAACUUGUAUGAUACAUCGAUACAAUGAUUUGCUUGAAUACAGUGUGUUACUGUUAGCUGACAUCUUUGUUAUACUUGAUUUAAGUGUACCAUGUAACGUCUGUGAAGUACAUUUAUAUGUUCAUAUUACAGAGGAGAGAUGAUGACACUGAGAACGUGCAUGAGUCAAACGUGCACUUUGCGUCUUGACUGUGGUUUACUAAUUGUAUUACAAUAAUGUCAUUACAAACCCCUUAAGGUGCAUGGGUUAAA
Salvelinus namaycush (lake trout) is the source of this 2869-nucleotide messenger RNA. RefSeq names its product potassium channel subfamily K member 10-like. Gene Ontology annotation, biological process: potassium ion transmembrane transport; stabilization of membrane potential. The transcript has 7 exons. Gene Ontology annotation, cellular component: membrane. Bases 1 to 1737 code for a protein of 578 amino acids. NCBI's taxonomy places the organism in Eukaryota, Metazoa, Chordata, Actinopteri, Salmoniformes, Salmonidae. Gene Ontology annotation, molecular function: potassium ion leak channel activity. The record is from RefSeq and is a predicted model, not a curated record.